Molecule: messenger RNA, 3351 nt
Organism: Mauremys mutica (yellowpond turtle)
Lineage: Eukaryota; Metazoa; Chordata; Testudines; Geoemydidae
Gene: FGF8
Product: fibroblast growth factor 8
Exons: 5
Coding region: 1490-2134 (214 amino acids)
Biological process (GO): neuron differentiation; positive regulation of protein phosphorylation; limb morphogenesis
Cellular component (GO): cytoplasm
Molecular function (GO): growth factor activity; type 2 fibroblast growth factor receptor binding; type 1 fibroblast growth factor receptor binding
Source: RefSeq, a predicted model, not a curated record
GGGUCUGUGCUUUCCCCUGUAGGGUCCUGUACCCCCACUGCAGUGUGUGGGUCUGUGCUUUCCCCUGUAGGGUCCUGUACCCCCCACUGCAGUGUGUGGGUCUGUGCUUUCCCCUGUAGGGUCCUGUACCCCCACUGCAGUGUGUGGGUCUGUGCUUUCCCCUGUAGGGUCCUGUACCCCCACUGCAGUGUGUGGGUCUGUGCUUUCCCCUGUAGGGCUCUGUACCCCCACUGCAGUGUGUGGGUCUGUGCUUUCCCCUGUAGGGCUCUGUACCCCCACUGCAGUGUGUGGGUCUGUACUGCACCCACUGAUGACUUGUGUUGGCUCAGCCACAACUCCGCCCCUCCCGUCCCUCUCCCCAGCGCACCUCUGCUCCCUGACACACACGUGUGCCGGCUCACACCCCUGCACCCCCCCCCAGCUCGCUGUGGCUCUAACCCACAAGCCCCUUUUCCCAGCCCCCUCCUGUACCCUCCAGCCCCCCGCCCUCCCCCGCGCCCCCUCCCUUUAAGCGGGUUCCGCUCCCAGCCCCUCGGCGGCAGAGCCGGGUGCCCUGCGCUGCACGGGCCGGGAGGCGAGGGGCUGGUUCUCCGGCCGCAGGGGAAGGGGCUGACACUGGAGAGCUGCAGCCGAGAGGAGGGACCAGCUUCACUCCCCCACUUUGCGCCGGGAGAGGAGCGAGCCACACGCCACCGUCCGUCCCCACACGGGGCCAUCGCCCGGGGAGCCUCCGCCACCAGCCUGCCCCCCGCGCCGCCCCGCAGGACUCCCCCAGCCCACGCAGCGCCCGGCGCAGCCUGAGCCGCCUCCCUGCGCUCCCGGGGCCCGUGCGCUCGCAGCCCGCCGCUGGCUCCCCUCUGCCAGCCUGCGCCCCUCGCCCGGCCUGUGUAACGCCGGGUCCCGCUUCGCCUGCCCCCCACCCAAAGCCGCCUCUGUCGCGGGGGGCCGGGGAGCCUCCCACCAGCCGGCGGAGAGCGGCUCCGCCUGGGCGCACGGACAGCGCACGGCCCGGGACCAGCCCCGCCGCAGCGCCGGGCGCUUUCAAGGAUUUCUCAGGCUCCAGCCAUAAGAAGCGGGGAGCCCCCUCGAUUCACCCUCCACCCCAACGUCCCCGCUCCUCGCUGGGGCGCACCGCGGGCUCCCCAUUCGCUGCUCAGACCCUGCGAGCCCGGAGCUGCCCCCGGGGGCACUGGAGGAUUUCGGGCCCCCCACCUUUCUAGUCCCCCCUGCGAUCGGACCUGCAGGGGGAUGGGCGGGCGAGCCAGCCGGGGACCCCCGCACUGAGUAGCUGCCUCUGCCUUCUCUACUUGCGGCCAGCUGGUUUGGGGGGACGCGCCCCUCGGCCCCUCUGAAUCUUUAAUCUAUUUUUUGCAACAACAUCAAGGAAAGGACCGUGCUGGAAAAGCCCUUUAAGCCUCCCCCCCCCCCCCCAGCACCAGCCGCCCACCUCUGACAAAGUUACAGCUCUGUCUAACCGCUCGGUUCCAGGAUGGAGCCCUCCUCCUCGGUAUUUAGCUAUUUGUUAUUGCACUUGUUGGUUCUCUCCUUACAAGCUCAGGUAACUGUUCAGUCCCCACCUAAUUUUACACAGCAUGUGAGGGAGCAGAGCCUGGUGACGGAUCAGCUCAGCCGACGGCUCGUCCGCACCUACCAGCUGUACAGCCGGACCAGCGGGAAGCAUGUGCAAGUCCUGGACAACAAGAAAAUCAAUGCCAUGGCCGAGGACGGGGAUGCUCAUGCCAAGCUCAUCGUGGAGACGGACACCUUCGGGAGCCGCGUGCGCAUCAAAGGGGCCGAGACCGGGUUCUACAUCUGCAUGAACAAGAAGGGGAAGCUGAUUGGCAAGAGCAACGGCAAAGGCAAAGACUGCGUCUUCACGGAGAUCGUCCUGGAGAACAACUACACGGCGCUGCAGAACGCCAAGUACGAGGGCUGGUACAUGGCUUUCACCCGCAAGGGCCGGCCCCGCAAGGGCUCCAAGACGCGGCAGCACCAGCGCGAGGUGCACUUCAUGAAGAGGCUUCCCAAGGGCCACCAGACCACCGAGCCCCACCGGCGCUUCGAGUUCCUCAACUACCCCUUCAACCGGAGAAGUAAAAGGACUCGAAACUCCAGCCCUCGGCCGGGCCCCUGACUUGCCCCGCCCCCUGCCUCCCAAGCCCCGCCCCCUUCUCCUCUGCGUAGACAUGUGCUGGACUGUGACUAGAGACUUUUUUUUAUACGGUUAUUAAAAAAGGGAAAAAAAGGAGGAAAAAAAUGCCCCGAUCUAGUUGUUUAUAAUUUUGUUUUGGUUUGUUUUUUACAAAAAGAAAAGAAAGGAAGGAAAGAGGCUCUAUUUUUGUAUUCCAGCUUUAAAAAGCAACGAAAUGUUCAAAGACUCGGGAACGGGUUGGGCUUGUGUUUUAGUUCUGUAGCUCUAGGGGAAAGGGGGCAAAAAAUCGUUUUCAAACAAACAAACAAACAACAACAACAAACCCCCACCCCAGUCUGGGACCAAAGUGCUACUUAAACUAAAGCAAUGGCUGCUUAUUUGAAAAGAAAAAAAAGAUGGGAAAUAGAAGAGGUGGGGGAGGGAUUUGAAGACUAGGAACCAGGACUCCUGGGUUCUUUCCCCAGCUUUACUCUGACGCCUGUGGGGUUUCUGGUGGUAACUGGGUUGCCUACGGCUUUCCACUAUCAAAGUAUCUAUUUCUUUAGCUGGACAACGGGUGGUUUGAUACUGUUCUGAUCCCACAACACUGCGUCUUUCCCAGCUCCCCGUCUUUCCACAGGAAGCUGGAGCGGAUGGGGGGAUAGAGAUGUCCCCAGGCAAAAUCCUGAAUGGAGAUGGCCCCUCUGUUAACCAAAGGAACCUGGGAAUUUUCUCAAGCUGUGAUGGAGGGCAGGGGGCAGUGACUGAACUAGAGAGGGUUGGAUAACGGGGGUUUUGUCCCCAUGAUGUAUUGGGACUCUUCAUUGAAAACUGAAAAAAAAAAAAUUGGCUAAAACACAAAAAUUCCAAAAACCAAAAAAUUUUCAGCAGUUUUUGGCUGAAUUUUAAAAAAAAUGUUCCAUUCUCAGGCCAAAUCUUUCAGGUUCCAGUCCUCCACCACACAGAUGGAAUUGGUUUGAGGAAAGCUGCCAUUUUUAAUGACAAAUUUCAUUGUGUCAAAUGCCCAGUUUUCCUUUGGGGGAAAAUAGUGAUGGGAAAAUUUCCAGCCAUCCUGGCUCUGAACCAAGCCCUAGGAGGACUCUGCAAAGAUUGUGAAUGGGGAGAAAAACCAGAGACGCUCUAUCAAAGCCAGAACUCGGGUGGCUUCUCAGCCGAUCUCUUUGAUUGUUUGUUUUUAUUUCCUUGAGGGUUUUUUUUGU